Aspergillus tanneri is the source of this 252-nucleotide messenger RNA. RefSeq names its product RNA-binding protein LSM5 (gene LSM5). Gene Ontology annotation, cellular component: Lsm1-7-Pat1 complex; U4/U6 x U5 tri-snRNP complex; U6 snRNP. Gene Ontology annotation, biological process: mRNA splicing, via spliceosome. The record is from RefSeq and is a predicted model, not a curated record. The transcript has 6 exons. The coding region runs from base 1 to 252 and encodes 83 amino acids. Gene Ontology annotation, molecular function: RNA binding. Lineage: Eukaryota; Fungi; Ascomycota; Eurotiomycetes; Eurotiales; Aspergillaceae.
AUGGCGUCACAGCUUCUUCCUUUAGAAUUGAUCGAUAAGUGCGUGGGGUCUAGGAUAUGGGUUAUCAUGAAAAAUGAUAAAGAAUUCUCCGGCACCUUGCUUGGGUUCGAUGACUAUGUCAACAUGGUUUUAGAAGAUGUGACUGAAUUUGACUACACUGGAACUCAGAUUAAACUUCAGAAGAUAUUACUCAACGGAAAUAAUGUCUGCAUGUUGAUUCCGGGUGGUGAAGGGCCAGUUGUUAGUGCAUAA